Molecule: messenger RNA, 432 nt
Organism: Ceraceosorus guamensis
Lineage: Eukaryota; Fungi; Basidiomycota; Exobasidiomycetes; Ceraceosorales; Ceraceosoraceae
Exons: 4
Source: RefSeq, a predicted model, not a curated record
GAAUACCGGCAGUGGCUGGUCGAAGAAAGGCAUAUCAACCCGGAAACAAUCUCAAAGCCAGUGGAAAAGAAAGAAAUUGCUCGGUUCAUCGAAUCCUACAACACCGCGACCAUGCCAGAUCCCAAGUAUUACGAUCUCGAGAAACACGAACGACACAUGUCCAUGAUACGUUCGGGCGAAACGCUGCCAGUCGGAGGCUACGACUUUCUCUCGGACGAAAAGGCGGCCUCGGCAUCAGCAGCAGCUCGCAGGAAGGAGGAAGAAGCAAAGAGAAAUACGGGCAGGGAUGCGUGGCAAAGCAAGGAACAGCUGGAAGAGCUGCGACGGAUUCAGAAUGAACGAAUCCAGGCGGGAAAGAUGAAACAGCUCGGCUUGGAAACGUCGGCAAAUAUGGGCGUGCGCAUGGAAGGUCGUCUGCCUGGCCGUAAAUGA